Molecule: messenger RNA, 1508 nt
Organism: Oppia nitens
Lineage: Eukaryota; Metazoa; Arthropoda; Arachnida; Sarcoptiformes; Oppiidae
Product: thyroglobulin-like
Exons: 8
Coding region: 121-1416 (431 amino acids)
Source: RefSeq, a predicted model, not a curated record
CAAUAUACAGUAUGUAAUAUAAUAUUACAAUUAUGUCAAUGAAAUCAACAUUAAUAGAAAAAUUGUUGUCAAUAUAYUAAUAAUAAUAAUAACCAUAAUUUUAAUGUWUUCAUAAUUAACAUGUAUAUCAACUAUUUAUUAGUAUUAAUAUUUCUGAUUGGCCAGUUGUCAUACGUGGCCAUUGGUCAAGAGGGUGUCACCUGUACUGAUUCCUACUGUACAGCUAUUGUCAAAAAUUGUCCAGAAUUUCACUGUAAGGGACCGGAUAUGAGAGUCUAUAAAAAUGCUACCAUUUGUGGCUGUUGUCAUCUAUGUGUUAAAGAAUUAGAUGAAGGCGAAGUGUGUAGUCCCGACAGGUCGGGUAUAAUUCCCGAAACAAUGUGCAAACCGCACCUUAAAUGCAAUAAAGAGACAACAAAUAAAAAAAUUAGUUAUAUCUGCAAGAAAAUAUCUGAUAUCGAUCCAAAUGGUUGUGAGGCCGCACGGGUUAAUAUUAGCACAAAUAUGAAUGAGUUGGCCGCCGGACCACCAGUUCCCGAGUGCGACGAGUUUGGCGAGUAUUCGUCAGUGCAGUGCAAAAAUGGCACAAUUUGUUAUUGUGUCGACAAAAACGGUAAUAGAAUCUUCGGUUCCGCCACUUAUGACAAAAUCGAUGAUAUGAAUUGUCUAUGUUCGCGACAAUUCAAUCAAUUGAACCGGGAGUUAGCGGAACACCAGUUCAGUAUUGAUCCGGUAUUUUUCAUGCGCUGUAAAGCCAAUGGCAACUACGAGCCGUUUCAGGCGACCAACAAUUUUACCUAUUGUGUCAACACAACCGACGGUAUAUUACACGAGAGAGCUGUCAGUAAACAAAACACCGAUCAGUUACCGUGCGCCCACGAAAGCUAUUCAUAUAAUACUGAUUGCAUUAAGAGAUACUUUGAGGCCAUAAAAAAUAUUGAACUCUUAGAAGACGAAGAAUAUAUGGUUGUCGGUUACGACGUUCCCAAAUGUGAUUUGGACGGCAAUUAUGCACCCGUCCAGUGUCUCAAUGAUCACUGUUAUUGUGUUAACAAAAAAGGCGAGAAAAUACAUGACACACAAGUGGCCCGAACUGACAUCGACUAUGCCUACAGCCAGACAUGCAGUUGUGUUAGAGAUAAGGAACUGUUCAAAGAUAUACCGGAUGAAAGUCGGGACAAAGUGACCGAAAUGUUUAGCGAAUACAUCUGCGACAAGAAUGGCAAUUAUCUUCCUCUUCAGUGUUCCGAAUCGUUUUGCUAUUGUGUUGACCGACAAAACGGUUACAUUAAUUCAACAUUUUUAUUGAAAACGGCCGGUGAAGACAUACGAAAGCUGGACUGUUAUAUAAAUUAUCCGACAGAAACACAUCACGACCAGUCAUAUCUGGAACUGGUCUAUGAUAAUGAAUUUUAAACAAUUAUUUUAUUAUUUUUGGUAUACAUAUAUAGAUAUCAAAUUUUUUUUAUAWAAAAAAACAUUAUAUACCAUGAUCAAUUUAUUUUAUU